This is a messenger RNA of Patiria miniata (bat star), 1669 nucleotides long. It is a transcript of the gene tmem107, whose product is annotated as transmembrane protein 107-like. Gene Ontology annotation, biological process: protein localization to ciliary transition zone; non-motile cilium assembly. Lineage: Eukaryota; Metazoa; Echinodermata; Asteroidea; Valvatida; Asterinidae. The transcript is spliced from 7 exons. Gene Ontology annotation, cellular component: MKS complex. The coding region runs from base 150 to 569 and encodes 139 amino acids. The record is from RefSeq and is a predicted model, not a curated record.
UUUUAUGUUUUCUCCCCUAAUGUGUCGAUUCUCCUGGUCCAAAACAAUCGUCCGCCAUUUUCGAGUUACAUUCCAACUUGUGAAAUUGUGUUGUAGACGACGGCGUUGAAUUCUUGGAAAAUUAAAGAUUAAAGAGCAGUUAUUACAAGAUGGCAGGCAUCACACACCUGAUCCCUGCAAGAUUCUUGUGCCUCAUUGCUCACAUGGUGGUCAGCAUAACCAUUCUGUGGUCUCGGGAUGCAAAUAUUAGGGCUUGUUUGCCAAGUUCCUACACACAAGCCGAUUAUAACAGUGCCGACACUGGAUUUCUGGCGGGUUUAAUUCUCUCACUCAUCUUCAUCGCCAUGGAGCUCGCCGGCUUCAUGUCAGGGGUCACCAUGUUCGUCAAUAUGGAAUCCCUCUUCUCUAUAACUGCGCAUGCAGUUGGUGCUGUUUUCCUGUCCUACUUUCUCCUUGAAGCCUGGCCCUGCAACACGUAUUGGUACAUGUUUGGUUGUAGUAGUGCCUUCCCUUUUGUGGUAGAUACCUUUGUGAUCAUCUCCAAGAUCUUUUUCAACAAGUCCAGUUGAUGACCCCACGAACUCGUCACGAAACACCAAAGUCUAUCAUGUGUACAUAAAAGUGUAAAUAUUAUUCUAAAUUAUUUUUAAAUCAUCAGAAAUUGAUAGCCAAAAUCUGGUUUUACUCUUUUACCUUCUUGGGUUUGUAGUUGAAAUCGUAAAUAAUGUUUUCAAUUGGCAAACUUCGUAAAGAAUUCUUAAAUUUUAGUUCACACAUAAGGAUUACAUGUACUUCAAUUCAAAGUACUGUUUCAAAAGAGCAAAUGAUUCCGUCCACUUUUCUGCAUUUAAUAGUUUUUGUGGUGUUGUGUAUUUUCUUCAGCCAUUUGCAUCAUGUUUUUUUUUUCGUUGUAUAAGAUUGGUGAGAAACUGCUUUUCUUUUUAUAGAAGCCUUUAAAUACUUUGAUAAAACAUUAAAGGAGAAUAAUUUCUUUAUGGAUGAAAUGAAUGAAAUAUAUGUAAAUACUGCUGUUUAUGUGAUGACACUUUAAUUUAAUUUUUUAAUGUUGAACAUGUUCAUUGUAAAUAAAAUAUGAAGUGAAGUAAAUUGAAGUUUUGAACAUAAAUGACAGUAGCAUUGAGAUAUUGCAGAGUGUUCGAUGAGUUGCUUUUCAAAAAAAGUUGGGGCUUUCGAGUCACAGAGUUUAAUUAAAUGCAGAAACAAAAAAUGUACAAAAAAGUUUACUAUUGCGUAUAAAUCCUUGUGGAACAAAAGCAUUGCGAUUUCAACAUGGCCACACUGCAAAGAGUCUAUAGACUCGUUAAGGGGCGGGGCUCAAGACGGAGGGAGGGAGGAUUGAAUAAGAAGACAUGGUAAAAAUUUGCACACUGACUGAACGCUCUGGUUUCUAUGGUUUAUUCAACUUAAAAAAAUCGACUGGGAAGACAUUCAAUUAAAUAUAGGAGAUAGAUCGAAUCGAGAAGUAUCAAUUAUGAUUAGCUCUGAAAGAUAUACAGUUGUAUUACUUUUUUUUUUAAGUGCUUUGAAGUUCUUAAAAAACAAAUUCAGAACUUUUUGCUAGAAGCGUUAAACGUGCAUACAAUAAUUGUAUGAUACAAUUUCGUGCAGCUUAUACCAAAUAAAACUGUUCUUUCAGAGGAAAACAUAA